Molecule: messenger RNA, 1203 nt
Organism: Plasmopara halstedii
Lineage: Eukaryota; Oomycota; Peronosporomycetes; Peronosporales; Peronosporaceae
Product: alpha-centractin
Exons: 2
Coding region: 1-1203 (400 amino acids)
Source: RefSeq, a predicted model, not a curated record
AUGGCGAGCGCAGCGCUGGGAAAUCAGCCGUUGGUGAUCGACAAUGGUAGUGGACUUAUGAAGGCAGGCUUUGCAGGAGGAGAGACACCACAAGUGGUGUUUCCAUCUUUUGUUGGAACCACUAAACACACGCGUAUGAUGCCUGGUGGUGCGUAUGAGGGCGGCGAUGUGUUCGUAGGCAACCGGGUGCAACAGCACCGUGGAUUGUUUAAGAUUCAAUACGCAAUGGAACAUGGUGUCAUCACGGACUGGAAUAGCAUGCAUCGCAUUUGGCAGCACGUCUAUUCCAAGGAUAUGCUGAAUGUACAAAGCGAAGAUCAUCCAGUGCUGCUUACCGAGGCGCCUUUGAAUCCUGUGGCCAACCGCCAGCGUGCCGGCGAAGUAUUUUUCGAGACAUUUAAUGUACCAUCUCUCUUUGUCUCUCCACAGGCUGUACUGAGUCUUUACGCGUCGGGUCGUACCACGGGUGUUGUAUUAGACGUAGGGGAUGGCGUAACCCAUGUGGUUCCUGUUUACGAGGGCUUUACGCUACCUCACGCAAUCACAAGAAUGGACAUCGCUGGUCGGGACGUUACUCGUCACUUGCAGCUGCUACUGCGUCGGGCAGGUUAUAACUUUCAGACGUCAGCUGAGAGGGAGGUAGUGCGGGAGAUUAAAGAGAAACUGUGCUAUGUAGCUUUUAACCCUACCAAAGAAGAGCAACUUGAAGCAGAAAAAUUGGCGCUUGCAGUCAAGGAUAUGCUAAGUGCCAAAUCCGAGCCAUCUACGACAUCAGGAGAUAGUACAUCGGCGUAUUUCUUACCAGACGGCACGCUGCUCAAUAUUGGUCCUGAGCGUUUCCGUGCACCGGAAGUGCUAUUUCGACCAGAAAUUAUCGGAUCGGAAGCACGAGGUGUGCACGAGUGCCUUGUACAAGCCAUUAUGAAGUCGGAUUUGGAUUUAAGAACGACACUUUUCUCGCAAAUUAUUCUCUCAGGAGGCUCGACACUUUUUCCAGGCUUUGGUGAUCGAUUGCUCGCAGAAGUACGCAAGAAAGCGCCGAAAGAUAUCAAAAUUCGGAUUUCAGCGCCGCCCACACGAAUCCACUCUACAUGGAUCGGUGGCUCUAUUUUGGCUUCACUAGCAACAUUUAAGAACAUGUGGAUUACCAAGACUGAGUACGAAGAAUACGGUGCUUCCAUCCUGCAUCGCAAGACUCUGUAA